AUGAAUUCCGAUUCUUGCGUAGGCAUAUAUGCACCUGAUCCGAGACUUCUGCCGUUUUUGCCGAGAAAAUUCACGGACUCGACGCAGAUUCAUUGCGUAUUAAAGUCGAUCAAGAGUUAUCCGUUCAAUCCCGUCAUGAACGAGAUUCGCUGUUGCGAGCUGGAGCGGAAAGUGGAAGUACAGGAAGCUUUAACAUUGUUAAAGGAAGAGCUCAAAGGGACCUAUUACACGCUCGGAGCAUUAGACAAACAGAUUCGGCAACAAUUACUGGACGACCAUUUCCUGUUUAACGAAGGCAAGGACAAGUAG
Messenger RNA from Cataglyphis hispanica, 309 nucleotides. RefSeq names its product arginine kinase Pro c 2.0101-like. Gene Ontology annotation, biological process: phosphocreatine biosynthetic process. Lineage: Eukaryota; Metazoa; Arthropoda; Insecta; Hymenoptera; Formicidae. The transcript is spliced from 3 exons. Gene Ontology annotation, molecular function: creatine kinase activity. The record is from RefSeq and is a predicted model, not a curated record. Bases 1 to 309 code for a protein of 102 amino acids.